This is a messenger RNA of Mangifera indica (mango), 2071 nucleotides long. Its product is annotated as U3 snoRNP-associated protein-like EMB2271. The record is from RefSeq and is a predicted model, not a curated record. Gene Ontology annotation, cellular component: small-subunit processome. Bases 196 to 1743 code for a protein of 515 amino acids. Lineage: Eukaryota; Viridiplantae; Streptophyta; Magnoliopsida; Sapindales; Anacardiaceae. Gene Ontology annotation, molecular function: snoRNA binding; protein binding. The transcript is spliced from 7 exons.
CCACGACCCGCUCGACUCGACUCACAACGUAAAAGAGACGGACCCUAAAUCGAAUUGCUUGCUACCCUGCCGCUUAUCCUCUGGAAAAACCCUGAAGCUUAAACCCUAAUUCUCACCUCUUUUAAGUUAUAUAUUAAUAAAUAAAACAUCAAGCCACAUUAUCAUCUUUCUGGAGCUUCAUCGAACAAUUGAAUCAUGAAGUACAAGAACACCCAGAAGAAGAUGGAUGGUUCAGCCCACAAGGGCAAGAACAAAUUUUCGUUAAACCAAGACCCCUUUUUCGAGGGCGAGACGAAGAAGAGGAGAAAAAUUAAUUAUGAUGAUGAUGACAUUGAGUCUGGAGAAUCGGAAGACUACGAGAAUAACAACGAAUAUGGGGGAGGUGGGUCCGACGACGGUGAUAGCGAGGUGGAGGAGACUGCGGAUGAGAAGAGGAAACGGGUGGCGACGGCUUAUUUGGAGAAGAUAAGAGGGCUUGCAAGGAGGGAGAAGGAGGAGGGGGAGGAAGAGAAUGGAAGUGAUGAGGAAGAGAAAGAGGGUGAAAGAGAUUCGCUUGUUGCAAAGAUUUUGCAGCAGGAACAGUUGGAGGAGAGUGGGAGAGUUAGGAGAGUGAUUGCUUCAAGGGUUCAAGAGCCUCAAAAUAUUCAUGAGUUCCGGGUUUUAGUGAAGCAUCGGCAAUCUGUCACUGCUGUAGCUCUUUCUGAGGAUGAUUCAAAGGGCUUUUCAGCUUCCAAAGAUGGCACCAUUUUACAGUGGGAUGUUGAUAGUGGGAAAAUUGUGAAAUAUUUAUGGCCUAGUGAAGAUGUGCUGAAGUCCCAUGGUGCCAAAGAUCCGCAAGGUCAAGCUACCAAACAUAGUAAACAGAUUUUAGCAUUGGCUGUUAGCUCUGAUGGUCGGUAUUUGGCUAGUGGAGGCUUAGACCGUCAUGUUCACUUGUGGGACGCCCGCACACGAGAGCAUUUACAGGCUUUUCCAGGUCAUAGAGGACCUGUGUCUUGUUUAACUUUUAGGCAAGGGACUUCCGAACUUUUUUCUGGUUCAUUUGAUCGAACAGUCAAUAUAUGGAAUGCAGAAGACAGGGCUUAUAUAAACACUUUAUUUGGUCACCAAAGUGAAGUAUUGACCAUUGAUUGCCUACGCAGAGAACGGGUAUUGACUGUUGGACGUGAUCGGAUUAUGCAGUUGUUGAAGGUACCUGAGGAGUCACGUUUAGUGUUUCGAGCUCCUGCUUCAUCUCUGGAAUGUUGUUGCUUUAUCAGCAACGAUGAAUUCUUGUCUGGCUCAGAUGAUGGAAGUGUUGAGCUUUGGAGUAUAUUGCGGAAGAAGCCUGCUUACAUUGUGAAGAAUGCCCAUCCUUUGUUGAGUGGCUACAAGAAUACUGAACAAAAUAAGAAUGGCCAGACCUCCAAUGGUCUUAUGGAGAGUGGUGAUCAUGAUCCUACAACCUAUCGUUCCUCGUCAGCGUAUUCGUGGGUCAGUUCAAUUAAUAUAUGUAGAGGCAGUGAUCUUGCUGCAUCAGGAGCUGGUAAUGGUUCUGUCCGUUUGUGGGCAAUCGAAAGUGAAACCAAGGGCAUUCGACCCUUAUUCAACCUUCCAUUGGUUGGGUUUGUGAAUUCCCUUGCUUUUGCAAAAUCUGGACAGUUCCUUGUUGCUGGUGUAGGAAAGGAACCUCGUCUCGGAAGAUGGGGAAGUCUUCCAGCAGCUCAAAAUGGAGUUGCUGUUCAUCCCAUUACACUCUCAUGAUAGGGAUACGCAAAUGAUUUUUCUGAUCUCCAAUUUUGACUAGUGUGAGUUGGGAAAUCAAGUGAAAUUAAUAACAUGUUUUCUUUUGUUCAAAUUUAUAAAUUAUUUGAAUAUAGCAGUUUGUAUCCUCCAGUUUUGUUGUAUCCGGCACCUCCCUUUUUCCUGAUGCCUUGUGUCUUUGUUCACUUGGACUUUAAAAAAAGUAAGAUCAAAUACAUUAUGCAACCAUCGAGGAUAGAUGGUCAAGUGAAAGAAGAUAUUGAUUAAUUGUUCAAGGGAGGUUCAUAAUUUAUUUAUUUGAACAUUCAAAACUUCUUUCUUUGUGGCA